AUGCCUCAAGAUCCUCGCAACGCCCUCAGCGCCCUCCUGCGGGCCGCUGAUAUCCAAGACCACGAACAGAUCCUCCAAGCCGUCAAUGCCGCAAUCAAGGCAGACAAGGACGACGUUGCCGCUCAGCACACCAAGGUCGUCGCUCUGCUGAAGCUCGAUCGCUUCGACGAUGCCCUCCGUGUCAUUAGCGGCGCUGGAAUCAAGCUCCAGGCGACAUGCGUCCUCGAGCAGGCAUAUGCGCUCUACAAGACGGGCAAGCUGGACGAGGCGUCCGACUUGAUCGAGUCCGCCGGCCUGGACAGACGCGGCCUCCGCCAUGUCGCCGCCCAGGUCGCCUACCGGGCCGAGAAGUCGCACGAGGCCGAGGCCAUCUACAGGAACAUGUUGGACACCGAUGCCGCCGGCGAGGAGAGCGACCUCAGGAUCAACAUCUCUGCUGCUACCACCCAGUCUCAAUGGGAGGGGACGCCCUCGGCCACCCCGGUCAUGUCCCCCGAUACCCUGGACACCUUUGAGAUGUGCUUCAACGUGGCUUGCGGCGAGCUUGCUCGAGGCAACACGAGCCGUGCUGCUUCGCUCCUUCAGCGCGCAGCCAUGUUGUGCGAUAACUCGGACGAACUGACCGACGAAGAGAAGAAGACGGAGCUGCGAUCCAUUCGUGCCCAGCAGGCGUAUCUGUUUGCCAAGAUUGGAAAGCCCAGCUCGGCCCUGGAAGUCUACGAGAUGCUGGGUCCUCCAACUGCCAAUGAUGGCCGUGACUUUGCCGUCAUCACGCAAAACAACCACUUUUCCCUGGAGCCCCCCGGCAACCCCUUCCUGCGCCAGCGCAAGGCAGAAUCCCUGAUGGCAUCAGCAGCCCAAAGCGACCUUUUCAGCUACCAGUCCAACAUUCUCAAGCGCAACAACCUCAUCAUUGAUCUCGGGGCCUUUAAGACGCAGGGUGUCACAAGCAGAACAGAAAAGACUCUUAGCCAGGCAAGGCUUCCUUCGACCAGCCCACAGAUCACCGCAGCGUCCAUCAUCAACGCUGCUGCCCACACGCAAGGGUUGGACGAGAAGGAAGCGCUCCGCAAGCUGCAAACCUUGGCGGCCAAGCGGACCAACGACGUCGGCCUCGUCCUGACGAUUGUUCAGCUACAAAUACAGCAGCAGCAAGCUGGCGCCGCUCUGACGACUUUGACGACUUUCCUCAACCGCUUAGAGUCUUCCGAAGAGCCCAACGACACGGAUGUUCGCUUCAGCCCUGGACUGGUUGCGCUCGCAGUGUCUCUGUUCCGAUCACAGCAGCGAGAGGCCUCGGCCAAGGCUGAAAUUGUCAAGGCCGCCCAGUACUGGCAGAACCGCCCAUCCCACGCAGUAGGGUCGCUUCUGCUCGAGGCCGGAAUCGAGCUCAUGCGGUCGUCCAACGCGGACGACUUGCUGCUGGCCGGCUCGGCGUUUGAGAAGCUGCUCCGGGAGCAGCAGGCCACUGACGUGGCUUCGGCCGGGCUGGUCGCGGCAUAUGCGGCGUCUGACGCGUCCAAAGUCAGGCAGAACGCCGACCAGCUGCCCCCUGUCGGUGAGUUGAUUGGCGGCAUCGACGUGGACGAGCUGUUUGCAGCUGGCGUGGCCGUUUCCAAGAGCAGCGCCGUCUCCAAGAAGCGGCCCGCGACGGAAGAGGCCAACGCGGACAAGGCGACGAAGCGACGGCGGAGAAAGCUGCCAAAGAACUAUGUCGAGGGCAAGACGCCCGACCCGGAGAGGUGGUUGCCCCUCCGCGACCGGUCGUCGUACCGGCCCAAGGGCAAGAAGGGGAAGAAGAGGGCCGGCGAGGCCACGCAGGGAGGCAUCGUCAAGGAGGAGGAGACGCUGGGGCUCGUGGGCGGGGGAGGCGUCAAGGUGGAAAAGGCGUCGGCGCCGGGGUCGAACAAUAAGAAGAAGAAGAAGGGCAAGAAAUAG
Molecule: messenger RNA, 1938 nt
Organism: Trichoderma citrinoviride
Lineage: Eukaryota; Fungi; Ascomycota; Sordariomycetes; Hypocreales; Hypocreaceae
Product: signal recognition particle subunit
Exons: 2
Coding region: 1-1938 (645 amino acids)
Biological process (GO): SRP-dependent cotranslational protein targeting to membrane
Cellular component (GO): signal recognition particle, endoplasmic reticulum targeting
Molecular function (GO): protein binding; ribosome binding; 7S RNA binding
Source: RefSeq, a predicted model, not a curated record